Messenger RNA from Vombatus ursinus (common wombat), 5630 nucleotides. RefSeq names its product zinc finger CCCH-type containing 11A (gene ZC3H11A). The record is from RefSeq and is a predicted model, not a curated record. Lineage: Eukaryota; Metazoa; Chordata; Mammalia; Diprotodontia; Vombatidae. The coding region runs from base 1288 to 3750 and encodes 820 amino acids. The transcript has 20 exons. Gene Ontology annotation, molecular function: metal ion binding.
CAAAAAAUUUCCCCUCCUUUUCCCACAAAGCCUUCCCAUAUAUCAAAUGGGGGGGGGGGGCAACAGAAAAAAACCCCAGCAAAACAGAUGAAUACAUAGAAAAAGUCUUAAAAUAUGUAAAAUGUCCAACGACCCACGGAAGACUUCCCACCUCCACAAAGGUGUGGGGUGGGGGUGUCAUCUGAUAUUUUUGCUUUGUUUUGUUUUAUAGUUUUGCAACAUUCACUUCUGAUUGUUUUUAGGACAGUCUUUCCGUUUACAUCGUUUUAAGUCAUUGUGCAUACAGGGAGGUACCAAUUUGUUCUAAUAAGAAAUUUCCUUGAAGUGGUCUCAUUAUUGGAACUCGCACAGCAUAAUUCCAUUGGGCUGGAACCAGGUACCAUAUUUUACAUAAUUAUAACUUCGAAUAGUGUGAAUUCGAAUACCUGAACUGUUUUUCUUGGCUCAAAAGUAGGUGAUAAUUGAAGAUAACAGCAGAAUAAAGGAAGGUGGGGCGGUACUAAACCCAGUCUUAAGUGAGAAGCCAGUUUCACUUCCCACCCUCAAGUCACUCCCUGCCCGCCCUACCAAGACCUGUAGGAAGCCAUCUUGAACCUUGCCUCUCCAAGGAAACUACAGCUCCCAGAAUUCCGUGCGUCACGAGCGUAGUGCUGGCACGGGGCGUGGGCAGGAGCCAUCUUAGUUGCUGGCCGGGCCUCGAAGCAGGGCUAGUCGGCCAGGCGCCAUCUUUGAGGCUGGCAACCCGGAGGGUCCGUGGCUGUUGCCCGAGGAACGAAAAGCAGUGGCGGCAGCGACGGCGACAGACCCUGGCAGCGAAUGAAGGAAAGAGUCGAGGCCGCGGCGGAAGCGGUGAAGAGCGACUCCGGCCUGGUCAAGUUACGCCUUCAGGUUUGGGGAUAUUCCCUGCUCAAAAAAGUCCUGGAAAAUUGACUAGUGUUGUGUGAGUAAAAGGAGUAAUAAAUUGGAAUUCAUUGAAGACAGACGAUCCUGUGGAGGUCACCCAGCUAAUAAUCCAGAGGUUUGUCUCUAGAAGGCCCCCAGUGAGAAGAAUUCUGUCUUUUAGUUUACAGCCAGGGAAAAUUGAGUUUAAAAUAGAUUUGAUUAUAAUAUGUUCUUCCCCCUGCCUCCACUGGUGAGUUUGGGUGUAACAUUUUAAAGAAGAUUUCAGUGGUUGAAUUGCCUGUGGAAGAUUGAGAACAUUUGAAAAAGAGUUGGAACCUGGUUCUCUUCUAGAGAAGUAGUGGCUUGUUUUCAAGCCCCAGCACUUGAUCUGAGGAUCUGGCCAGCAUGUCUAAUCAAGGAGAAGACUGCUACUUUUUUUUCUAUUCUACAUGCACCAAGGGAGAUAGCUGCCCAUUCCGGCACUGUGAAGCUGCCCUAGGAAAUGAGACUGUUUGCACACUGUGGCAGGAAGGGCGCUGUUUUCGACAGGUCUGCAGGUUCCGACACAUGGAAAUUGAUAAAAAGCGGAGUGAGAUUCCAUGCUACUGGGAAAACCAGCCAAUGGGAUGUCAAAAAUUAAAUUGUGCAUUUCAUCACAACAGAGGUCGCUAUGUUGAAGGCCUUUUCCUACCUCCAAGCAAAACUAUUUUACCCAUUGUGCCUGAGUCACCAGAUGAAGAGGUGAAAACUAGUCAGCUUUCAAUGCAGCAGAAUAAACUGUCUGUCCCGUCCAACCCCUCCCCCCAGCUUCGGGGUGUAAUGAAAGUGGAAAAUUCAGAAAACGUUCCCAGUCCCACACAUCCUCCAGUUGUAAUCAAUGCUGCAGAUGAUGAUGAAGAUGACGAUGAUCAGUUUUCUGAGGAAGGAGAUGAAACUAAAACACCUAUUCUACAACCAAGUCCUGAAGUUCAUAAUGGAUUACGUAUAACUGGUGCCCGGAAACCCGGGGUCAGCCUAAAGCUAGGUGAUAGUUUGAAUUUUGGAAUAAAAACUCUUGAAGAAAUCAAGUCAAAGAAAAUGAAGGAAAAAUCUAAAAAGCAAGGAGAAGGACCUUCAGGAGCAUCUGCUCACUUAUUUCAACCUCAACCCAUUCCAGGUCCUGAGAAAGAGAAUGUCAGAACUGUGGUGAGGACAGUGACUCUGUCUAACAAACAAGGAGAAGAGCCUUUAGUACGACUGAGUCUUACAGAAAGGCUGGGGAAGCGGAAGCUCUCAGGUAUUGACAGUGACCCUCCACUGAAACGAAGCCUUGCUCAAAGGCUUGGUAAGAAAAUUGAGUCUCCAGAAAUGAAUACUGACAAAACACCAAAGAAAGUUCAAGUUUCUAAGUCUCUGAAGGAGAGAUUAGGAAUGCCAGCUGAUCUAAACAGUAUGGAGACAACAGCAGAACGAUCUGCUAAAGGUGGAGAGAUCCACGUGAAGACACUAGAAGAAAUACGUCUUGAGAGAGCCAGCCAAAAACGAGGAGACUUGCAAACCAAAAUCAAGAAUGAAGGACCCCAUAAGACUGAAGAUUCCAACUUAGGGAUGAGGAGCUCUUCUGCUAUCCGAAUUAAAACAUUCUCUGAGGUUCUGGCUGAAAAGAAACACCAGCAGCAGGAAGAAGAGAGACAGAAAGCUGAGAAGGAAAACCCUUCUCUUAAGCUCAGAAUAGAGAGUGAGUCCAAGAAACCAGUAAUCUUGCCUCCCACUGCUGCCAGCAAAGGGCAAUUGGAGGAGCCUGCAAGUAAAACAAAGCCCAUGCAGGAAGUACACAUAAAAACCUUGGAGGAGAUCAAACAGGAAAAGGCAUUAAGGGUACAACAGAGUGCUGAGAAUAGCACCAACUUCCAGCUGCAGCCUGCGACUACUCCAGUCAUGAGACGACUGCUCCGCAUCACCAAAAGAACAGGUAUAAAGGAAGAGAAGAAACUUACUGAAGCAGGUGAGACCACAUCUCGACUUGGUGUUACCCGAACAGAGGCUGUUGAGGUAUCUUCACAACCUUCAGAUGAGACCACAGGAGAUGGGAUUUCCAAAGUUCAAGUCAAGAAAUUUGAGGAUAUCAUGAGAGAGAAGCGCAAACGGAAACAGCAAGAGGUGGAGACACUACAGAAGGAGAAAACCGUCUUGACACCCCUUCAGGAAGAGGCAGCACCUAGUAGCAUCCAAGUGGCAGAGAAAUCAGAACUGAUUGCUGUGCCAGCAAUCACCCGCCAGCUGACAAAGCGCGUGCGAAUGAAAGCCCAGCAAGUAGAGGUAGAAACUUCAGAAACUAGGGAUUCAAUACUGAAUGUGAAAUGUGCAGCACAGCCCUUGGAAAAAAGGGGUAAAGCCAAGCCCAAGGUUAAUGUCAAGCCAUCUGUGGUUAAAGUCAUUUCAACCCCUAAAUUGGCCACCAAACGCAAGGCAGCUGAAGUCCACCCUGCUGUCAUUGCAGCUGUAAAGCCACUCAGUUCGAGCAGUAUUCUUCAGGAAAGCCCAAGCAAAAAAGCAGCUGUGGCUGCUGUUCCCGUUCUCUCUGAGGACAAACCAGUCACUGUGUCUGAGACAGAAAAAACCCCAAACAGUCUUGAUCUGCCUCCAAGUCAAGCUUCUUCUGAUCCCCUAGUACCGGAAGUAUCUAGUCCUUCUUCAUCCCAAGUGGCAACAAAAAGCCGCCGGCUCAGCUCUGCCUCUUCAGGGAAACCCCCCCUUUCUGUGGAGGAUGAUUUUGAGAAACUCAUCUGGGAGAUCUCAGGAGGCAAAUUGGAAGCAGAAAUUGACCUGGAUCCUGGAAAGAAUGAAGAUGACCUUCUACUUGAGCUAUCAGAAAUGAUUGAUAGCUGAAAGUGGUGACAAGAUCACUUUAAAAAAAACUCACAAAAAAAAAACUGGAUUUUGUUUCUUUCAUCUAUUAUAACAUUUGCCUGAGGUGACUAUUUCUCUAGGCCAGGAUUUGCCCCAAUCAGAAGCAUACCUCAGAAGUAUCUACGCUUGUUUGGGCCUCCUGUGGGUCAACUUAAAGAGAAGGCCUUUGGGCAGCCAUCCUGUCUAUUGUUGUUUAGAUUUGAGAUAAAGUUCCUUGUCUCACCCGCCCCCUUGUUCCCUCCUUCUCCCACUUAAAAAAAAAGAGAGAGAGAGAAAGUAGAGAUGAGAUUAGGUUUGGGGGGGCAUAAAGGAGCUUAAAGCUUUAAGGUCUAUGUUUGUUAAUUCUGGCUUUUUUCUUUGGGUCUUCUUUGUUGUGCGUGUGAACGGAUACAUGAAAGGUUAUUGGAGUUUGAAAAAGAUGAAGACAGCUGCUACUACUCUUUAAGGACCAAAUUUCAUGCUGCCACUGAGCAAAAUACACUCAGCUUUUGUUACGUUGUCUGUCCUUUUACAAUGUAUUUAAACUGUUAACAUAGCUUUAGAGAGGGCUAAGCAGCUACAGGGAGCAAACCAGAAUAACAUGGACAAUUCUUCUAGGUCCAAGUUUUGGUGCUUCUGCUACUCUGAAGGCUUCUAACUAGCAACAGCUUAUUUAUUACUACUGUAAUUUUAAAAGUUUUUUUUUUUGCUUGAAAGUGCCUCGGUGGUCCCAAGAACUACUGUGUUGCUGGGAUCCCCUGGUUUCUUCACAAGAAGUAAUAUGAUUAGAAGAACCCUCUUCUCAGCAUGAAAGUUUCUCCCCUCCUCCCCCAAGUAUUCUUCCCUCUCCCAUACUUUUCUACCACCACUGGCAUUGAAUCACCAGGAGUUGUGUGAAGGGUUAUGUUUUUAUGUUUUUUAAAUCUCUACUGCUGCAGUUUCAGCAAAUUCUCUUGCCCUGGGUUUCUCUACCCUUAACCACCUAGAAAGGAAGCCGAAUCAGCUGCUGAUUUUCAUAUGUGAACUAUAGCAAUACACUGAACCCCACUGUAACAGGGAUGUUGAGAUGCUUUGGAGGUGUAUUGUGUACCUUCCAUUUUUGUAGAUGAUUUUUUCCUACUAUUUCUGAAUUGAUUUUUUUUUUGUUAUUCUUGACGUCCUCUCCACAUCCCCUCAAGGGUUUUAGACGUGUGCUAGAAUAAGCCUAUUCCAGGCUUGUGUUCUCAGAAGGAGAUAUAUUGCAUUGUAAAUAUUUGUGUUCAUAUGGUAUUUUGAAGAAAGGAAAAAAAAAACUUGUCCAUUUUUAUAAUUCAUUGUAGGUGGUAUCUUGGUUCCCACAGGGAAAAUUGAUCCACCUGUCAUAUUGGCUCCUAAGGAACUGCUGUUGUAGGCGGCUCAUCAAAAGGAGAACUUCAUGUAAUCUCAUGGGAAGGUGGAGAAUGCCACAGGACUACCCAUUUGGCCUUGUUGAGGUCUGAAUGGUUAUGCACAAACAAAAGUAACUUGAGAAAUUUAUAUAUUUAAAAAAGAUGAACACAGUCCCCACCCCUCCCUCUGCAACUGAAAGUGUUUGUUGUAUGAGGACCCUUCCCCAAGGCCAAGCAUGGAAUGUUCUGGCUCCAUUACUGAUUGCCUCCUCCCCCUUCCCUUUCCCCAUUUCAUUCUUGAGAUCUGCACUGAGAUCUCUAAUCCCUUUUGUAAAUAAUCAUUUUAUUCUUUUCAUUUUUUAUGAUUUUGUUUGUAUCCUAUUUAAAGCACUUGUAUUAUUAAUCUGUGUCUGAAUCAUUCAUGUUCAGCAUCAUUUGAACCAUUAGUCAUUACGGAGAAAGACAUAUUUGUGUUUUAAAUAAAACUGGUGUAGGAAAUUUUUGGCAGUGUGA